Messenger RNA from Vicugna pacos (alpaca), 356 nucleotides. Lineage: Eukaryota; Metazoa; Chordata; Mammalia; Artiodactyla; Camelidae. The record is from RefSeq and is a predicted model, not a curated record.
CCCGCGGGCCGGCCCCCUGCCCCGCUUCUGCUGCCUGCGCGGGGCCGCAAGACUCGCCACGACCCACCAGCCAAAUCCAAGAUCGGGCGCGUGGCGACCCCAUCUGCGGUGGAUCCUGCGGAGCUCUUCGUGGUGACGGAGCGUUACCGGCAUUACCGCCAGACAAUGCACGCCCUCAGGAUGGAGUUCGUGUUCGAGGUGCGUAAGAAGGUGUAUGAGGCCCGGUCCGGGGUCCUGGUAGAGCGCAAGGCGCAGGAGGAAGCCGCGAAGCACCGCGAGCUGAUGGCCUGGAACGAGGAGGAGAACCGGCGGCUGCACGAGCUGCGGUGAGUCGGGUCGGGACGCGAGGCGGGGCG